Lemur catta (Ring-tailed lemur) is the source of this 1077-nucleotide messenger RNA. RefSeq names its product ubiquitin recognition factor in ER associated degradation 1 (gene UFD1). The transcript is spliced from 12 exons. Gene Ontology annotation, molecular function: polyubiquitin modification-dependent protein binding. Gene Ontology annotation, cellular component: VCP-NPL4-UFD1 AAA ATPase complex. The record is from RefSeq and is a predicted model, not a curated record. The coding region runs from base 106 to 1029 and encodes 307 amino acids. Lineage: Eukaryota; Metazoa; Chordata; Mammalia; Primates; Lemuridae.
GGGGCGUCCCGGCUUCCGGGCGGCGGCGGCUGCAGCAAGAACGGUCGGCGGGCUCCCUUCCUAACGUUCUCUGAGAGAAGCGGCGUCUGCGAGACGGUGUUCAUCAUGUUCUCUUUCAACAUGUUUGACCACCCGAUUCCCCGGGUCUUCCAAAACCGCUUCUCCACGCAGUACCGCUGCUUCUCCGUAUCCAUGCUAGCGGGGCCUAAUGACAGGUCAGAUGUGGAGAAAGGAGGGAAGAUAAUUAUGCCACCCUCAGCCCUCGAUCAACUCAGCCGACUUAACAUUACCUAUCCCAUGCUGUUCAAACUGACCAAUAAGAAUUCGGACCGCAUGACGCACUGCGGUGUGCUGGAGUUUGUGGCUGAUGAGGGCAUCUGCUACCUCCCACACUGGAUGAUGCAGAACUUGCUCCUGGAAGAAGGGGGUCUGGUCCAGGUGGAGAGUGUCAACCUUCAAGUGGCCACCUACUCCAAAUUCCAGCCUCAGAGCCCCGACUUCCUGGACAUUACCAACCCCAAAGCCGUAUUAGAGAACGCACUGAGAAACUUUGCCUGCCUGACCACUGGGGAUGUGAUUGCCAUCAACUACAAUGAGAAGAUCUAUGAACUGCGGGUGAUGGAAACCAAACCCGACAAGGCUGUGUCCAUCAUUGAGUGUGACAUGAACGUGGACUUUGACGCUCCCCUGGGCUACAAAGAACCCGAAAGACAAGUCCAGCAUGAGGAGUCGACAGAAGGUGAAGCUGACCACAGCAGCUACGCUGGAGAGCUGGGCUUCCGCGCCUUCUCAGGCUCCGGAAAUAGACUGGAUGGAAAGAAGAAAGGGGUCGAGCCCAGCCCCUCCCCAAUCAAGCCUGGAGACAUUAAAAGAGGAAUUCCCAAUUAUGAAUUUAAACUUGGUAAGAUCACUUUCAUCAGAAAUUCACGUCCACUGGUCAAAAAGGUGGAAGAGGAUGAAGCUGGAGGCAGAUUCGUGGCUUUCUCUGGAGAAGGACAGUCAUUGCGUAAAAAGGGAAGAAAACCCUAAGUCGGGACUGUUGGCUGAUUGGCAAAUAAAAGAAUCCAUUGCAGCAUA